Molecule: messenger RNA, 4769 nt
Organism: Rattus norvegicus (Norway rat)
Lineage: Eukaryota; Metazoa; Chordata; Mammalia; Rodentia; Muridae
Gene: Mcoln3
Product: mucolipin TRP cation channel 3
Biological process (GO): potassium ion transmembrane transport; calcium-mediated signaling; sodium ion transmembrane transport
Cellular component (GO): membrane; plasma membrane; endosome membrane
Molecular function (GO): potassium channel activity; monoatomic cation transmembrane transporter activity; monoatomic cation channel activity
Source: RefSeq, a predicted model, not a curated record
UCUUGACCUACGCUUGCUCGCUCGCUCGCCCGGGAAGUCAGGUGCAGGUUGCCAGCUCGACAGCUUGUCCGUGUCAGCUCUUGCCUAACCACACCCCCUCCCCCGAGGCCACCCCCAGAGCGAGUUAGGGUGGUUGGGUGAGUGAAAGCUGCUUCUCAAGACCGGAAGAUGCUGCGGGAAGGAAGACCGUUGUUGCCUGUCCAAGGGAAAUUUCUGUGGCUACACAUAAAACAGGCUUUGUAAUAAAUGGAUCGUAUCCUGGGACUGGAGAGCUCUGUGCCGAAGAACACGUGCUACUCUUCUAUAGGGCCUGGGCUCGGUUCCCAGCACCCACGUGGCAUUUAAGCACCAUUCGUAACUCCAGUACCGGGGACCAAGCUCAGGUCUUCGGGCUUGUGCUGUCAGCCCUGUACCCCCUGAACCGUCUUGGUGGCUUAAAUACAGCAGCUUCAUGCUAUGGCGUCCAAAAGGCCAGAGAAGAAUAUCUCCAUCAACUGCACUUACUCCACGAGAUGGCAAAUCCUGAGGUGGUGGUAAGCAGCUGCAGUUCUCACCAGGAUGAAAGUCCCUGCACUUUCUACCCGAGCUCAUCCCAGUCCGAGCAGCUUCUCUUAGAAGAUCAGAUGAGGCGGAAACUCAAAUUCUUUUUUAUGAAUCCUUGCGAGAAGUUCUGGGCUCGGGGUAGGAAGCCAUGGAAACUUGCCAUACAGAUUCUGAAAAUCGCUAUGGUGACUAUCCAGCUGGUUCUGUUUGGACUAAGUAACCAGAUGGUAGUAGCUUUCAAGGAAGAGAACACGAUAGCCUUCAAACACCUCUUCCUGAAAGGCUACAUGGACCGAAUGGACGACACCUACGCGGUGUACACUCAGAAUGAUGUGUACGACCAGAUCAUCUUUGCAGUGACCCGGUACUUGCAACUUCGAAACAUCUCCGUCGGCAACCAUGCUUAUGAGAACAAGGGGACUAAGCAGUCAGCAAUGGCAGUCUGUCAGCACUUCUACAGGCAAGGCACCAUCUGCCCCGGGAACGAUACCUUCGACAUCGAUCCAGAAGUCGAAACAGACUGUUUCCUUAUAGAGCCAGAGGAAGCUUUCCACAUGGGAACACCUGGAGAAAACAAACUCAACCUGACCCUGGACUUCCACAGACUUCUGACAGUGGAGCUCCAAUUUAAGCUCAAAGCCAUCAACCUGCAGACAGUUCGCCACCAGGAGCUUCCUGACUGUUACGACUUUACCCUGACUAUAACAUUCGACAACAAGGCACACAGUGGAAGAAUCAAAAUAAGUUUAGACAACGACAUUUCUAUCAGAGAAUGCAAAGAUUGGCACGUGUCUGGAUCAAUUCAGAAGAACACCCACUACAUGAUGAUCUUCGAUGCCUUUGUUAUCCUGACCUGCUUGUCCUCGCUGGUGCUCUGCGCCAGGUCUGUGAUUCGGGGUCUUCAGCUUCAGCAGGAGUUUGUCAACUUUUUCCUUCUUCACUACAAGAAGGAAGUUUCGGCCUCUGAUCAGAUGGAGUUCAUCAACGGGUGGUACAUUAUGAUCAUCGUUAGUGACAUACUGACGAUCGUUGGAUCGAUUCUGAAAAUGGAAAUCCAAGCCAAGAGUCUUACAAGCUACGAUGUCUGUAGCAUACUUCUUGGGACUUCCACCAUGCUCGUGUGGCUUGGCGUUAUCCGAUACCUGGGUUUCUUUGCGAAGUACAAUCUCCUUAUCCUGACCCUCCAGGCAGCGCUGCCCAAUGUCAUCAGGUUCUGUUGCUGUGCGGCUAUGAUCUAUCUUGGGUAUUGCUUUUGCGGAUGGAUUGUGCUGGGCCCUUACCAUGAGAAGUUCCGCUCUCUGAACAAGGUCUCUGAGUGCCUAUUCUCACUGAUAAAUGGAGACGACAUGUUUUCCACGUUCGCGAAAAUGCAGCAGAAAAGUUACCUGGUGUGGCUGUUCAGCCGCGUCUACCUGUACUCGUUCAUCAGCCUCUUCAUCUACAUGAUCUUGAGCCUUUUCAUCGCGCUCAUCACAGACACGUACGAAACCAUUAAGCACUACCAGCAAGAUGGCUUCCCAGAGACGGAACUUCGAAAGUUUAUCGCUGAAUGCAAAGACCUCCCCAACUCUGGAAAAUACAGAUUGGAAGAUGACCCUCCAGGUUCUUUAUUCUGCUGCUGCAAAAAGUAACUGUCGGGUUUCUCUGUGCCUGGGAGGAAAAUACAGUGUGUGGAUGAGUCAGAGACAAUAUGGAUUAUUGGUAAUCACGCAACAGUGUGUUCAGAUACUAGUGUUCUGAGUUAACUCACAGCUAUGACUUUGCGGGGCCUGUUAAAUAUAUUUUUAAAUAUUUAAUGUCUUUUCUGAUUUGAUGAGGGGAGCUGCUAGGUCACUGUCUUAGUCGCUGUAGCUCUCGUUCUCUAACCCCCUUUACCACACGGCACGCCUCACGGCUGCACCGGGAGAUAAGCUUUGGCUUCUCAGAGACUAAUAAUUGCACAUCGGACACUACUACAUCUUAGAGUCUCUCCUUAGAUGAAGAUAGAACAGUAGAGAGAACCCCAUCACAGCUGUGGGUGGGAUGCUUGGCUCUAAGGACAGCCAUGAUUUGACUCUCAUGUUCAUUUAGAAGUUUUCUCUGCCCUUCAGUGUUAAGGUACAAGGUGGGAAGAGAGUCUGUACCCGAAUAAAGUCAAAGAGCCCACCACGGAGGCAUUUGAUUAAACAGUGAUGGUUUUAUUAGCAGCCAAUUAGCGUUGGAAAAACUGGAGAUACAACAUGCCUUCCAUAGGCCCAUACAGGCUGGGCAAACCCAUUUGGGGUCAGGAUUUGUGGCUCUAUAGUUUGAAGUUUGAGAGAACCCAUGUGCAAAAUUUUAAAGUGAAUACAUGUAGCUCGAAAAGGCACAAAAUUAGGCUCUACAUUUUGUAGUUCUUCAAUAAAAAUUACGGGGAAUUUGGUGGUAUAAUAUUAUUUUGUGUACUAUUUAUCCAUGUAGAUAUCAAUUCAUUUAUGUAUAAUAAGGACUUUAUAAGAGCGCCUUUCAAAAACGAAUAAAGAUUUUAACAUUUUACUGUCGCACCAGAGACCUCAUGAAGACACACAGAUAACAUGUUUGUUUUGUAAUUUAUUAGGACGCGACAUGUAUUUUAAAACUGUGUUGAUUAUCCGAGAAGUCCUUACUGUUAUUCUUUCUGCGAUGUUUUUAGACUAACAAUUAUAUUUCUUUGAAAACACAAAACCACCGAGCCAGGGUUGGAACUGGAGUUGUUUUCCUUUGCAUGCAGAGAAAGCUAGCUAUGGGCUAGCAGUGUUGGAGAGCUCUGGGUUCACUUGAGAGAAUCUGCCUCAAUGAACUGAGUGGAGAGCAAUCGUGGAAGACUCUGGACAUCAACUGCUGGACUCCGUGCACGUGUGCAUGUGCACACACACAUGUACGCACGCCAGAUCUAUUUAUUAGAAAUGGAGAAAAAUGUUAGGAGAAAUAAAAGUUCUUUGUAGUCAGUUCCAGGACAUCCAGGGAUUCAUAAGGUGACUCUGGCUGAAAACAAGCAAGCAAGCAAGCUAAAAGAAAAGACACGGUGCAGUGCAGUAAGGGGAGCUCUACGGGGUCCGGGCAGAGUAUAGAAUUGGAUGUGGUGUUAGAAGAGAGGAAAUAUCUAAAAGUCAUUAUCCAAGCAUCUACCUGGGAAAUCAGAGAAGCAUGAGAAUGUGGAAACCUAUGGCAAGAAAAAAAUAAAAUAAAAUCGGAGUGUCAAACAAGAAGAUAGUAAAUCACUAGAAAGUGAACAAACCACCAAAUAUUGUUUUGUUUUAAAGAUCAGUGAAGUUAGCAAGCCUCUACCCAAACUAAGGACCGGUUCUUCUAUGUUUUGGGUGGGAUCCCUAAAAGUUCACCUGUUAGAAACUGAAUUCAUCCGUGUUCCCACAGUGGGAGCUGGGUGCCUCAUGGGAAGUGUUGGGGUCACAGAGUUGAGCCCUCUAGAACAGACUGACUUUUUCAUGGAAUGGGCUAGCAUCAUGGAGCUUUGGCCUCCUUCCUUCCUUCUUCCUUUCUUCCUUCCUUUCUUUUCUCCUCCUCACACGCUCCGUUCUCCUGAUUUCUCUCAGGAGCCCCCACCAGAAGCUGAGAUGUUUUUGGAUGUAAUAACAUCCAAAGCGUCUGGAGCUAAGCUCCAGAACUAUGAGACAAAACGAACAUUUCUCCUUUAUGAGUUACUCGGCUUCAGGCAUUCUGUUAUAGCAGCAGGAAAUGGAUGAAGAAGGGAUAGACUGUUGCUAUGGCAACACUUGACGACCUGGAAACUGUAACACUGAUAGAACUGUGGGAAACGAAGGCGGAGAUGAGAAGGUUGUAUGUAGAAAUGAGAAAGUCUUCCAGGGAUGUUGGGAGCAAUGCCCUUGAGGCCCUCCAUUAUUGAUAUUAUUAUGGUUAGAAUUAAGUAUGACUGGAUUCAUGGAAAAUCCCUAACCAGCUGCAGAAGACUAAUACAAAUCUGGUGGUCAAAAUGAAUAAUAAUAUGAUGCAUCAAGAUACCCAAUGUGAUGACCUGUAACCUUUCUGAAAAACCAACAUCCUGCUGACUAAUAGAUAUGACAAACCUGUGACCUUUCUGACAUCCUGUCAACAUUCUGACACCCCUGGUAGGGGUGCCUACUCCCUGACCACACGAAUAUUGUGUCUUUGGCCUACUUAAAUGUUUCUUACUUCCCUCUUCCCUCUGUUACCCAUGUUAUGGUAUAAAUUCAGCCUUGGAGAAAAAUAAAAUUGUCGUCUUGAUCAGA